AUGCGUUCAACUUUCAAUACGUUUGUUCCUAAUUCGUACUCUCCAGGUGUCUAUUGUGUAACUCCAGUAGCUCGUAACCUUACGGCUAAUGCACCCAGUCAAUCUGAAUUGCCCUCCUCACAUUCAAGUACCUCUUGCAGGAACUCAUCCGUUCCUCAUGACUACCCAGUUAGAGAACAAGGUGCACGCAGUUCCUUGCCAUCGUCAUCUCUCUUUUCCUCCCAUAGAUUAUCUACUGAAGACAGUAGACGGAUAGAACAUGCAGUAAGCUCCAGGGUUACUCAUGAUGUUAAAACUAAUUCACUGUUAGAACGUUAUGGUGUAAGAAAGACCUCAGCUGUUGAAAGACACUCUCAGAGCUAUAUGAAACAGCACAGACAUCAGCAGUCGGACUCAUACGGUGGGUUUAGCGCUGUUAGACGAAAAUCAGAUACUACACCCAUUGAUACGGUGCUGAGUGGUGAUGGGCUUAACCUACCACGGACUCUUGAUCGAAAAGACUCCUUCAAACAACCCAAUAGUGGUGUUCAAGAUAUCACUCAUGCCGAGUACCUAAACCGCCUUCUUGCUGCACACAAUCGUGUCGAUAACCUUUUACGCUCUAGAGGAUUGAGUGCCGAAGAUGAGUCAAAGUAUUUGCGUGCAUGGGAAGGGAUCCCUAUAAUAAAAGAGAAAGUCUACCACAGAGUGCGAAAGCCAAGUAAUUCUAGUGAUUCGGGCUUAUCUACAGACAGCGACAGCGAUCGAAAUCACCCAGAAGGAGCAAAAAUAGAGGGGUUGGUUUGCGAGGAGUUCUCAAAGCCUAAGCUAAGUAUUACCUGCAUGAAACUGCUUCCAAUUCCUUGCUGUAGUAUGCAAUCGUCGUAUUCAUGUCAAGCUUCUGCCUCUAAGACCACGUCGAAAACCUUUAGCUUCGUUAAAAAGCCAUCGUUCAAGCGUAUUUCACAAAUUAUAUUUAUGCGGAUACCGGUCAAUGAAUCGGUGAGCCAUGUCUCUGCAUUACCUCUGUACGCGAAUGUUUCUGCUUCUUAUGUAUUGAAGCGCAAAGAAGAACUCUUAAUAACAAGAAAAGUUUUCCGUUCUUCUCGAAAGGGUGAAUGUGUGCAAGUUUCGAUCACAGAAGCGCAUUCUUUGAAGUCGCCAUCAUUCGUGAACCAGAAACGAAAGAUUAGGCCUCAAAUGCGACUCAAGCAGCCGCCUAAAAUGCAAGGAUCGAGAAGCCAAGAAAGGAAGCCAGUGGUUGUAACAGAACAGCAGAGGAUGGCGCUCAACAGUUUGCAGCCUAUGCCCAAGCACGCACUGCCAUUAACAGCCGAAAUCUCUAUUCAACAUUGCAGUUUCUACCAGGUAACACAUAAAGGCGUCAAAGCGUCAACAGAAAAAAAUGUGCGAAUAAAUUUGAGGUUAACAGAGCGCGCACCGAAUAAGUUGAAGACAACUAUAACGUUACCCACUGCAUUACGUUCCGUAUUUGUUCACUUAGAUGUACCUCUGAAGAAAAAAGUUCGCAAUGGCGCAAAUUCAUUACAAUUUGCUAAGGUUGGGCGUGCUGUGGGAAAACUUGACUGGUCAAUCACUACCGGCUUAGCAAAGGAUAUCAGACAACAGCGUAAAGUGAAUCGGCUUAGAAUUCCCGAUUGUCUACUGCAUUCAGAUAAGGAGAUCACCGAAGAAAUCAAAAAGGUCAGAAACCAAUUGAAAAGGGUAAAACCAGAUGCUCUGAACGGGUUCUUCGCUAUGCCGAAGCAACCAACCAAACUGAAGCUAUUGAACGCCAAUCAACAAAAGCGGAAUCCUGAAAAAAGCUCUGUAAUACCCCAAAUAAAGAAGAAUUGUGGCUUUCAUCUCAAUUUUCUGCCGGAAACUGCUCCAAAUCCGCUUCUUCAAAGCGCCGAACUACUGAGCUCUGUGGCGGAUGGAACUCAGUCAUAUUUAAGUCAAAAUGAAGCAAUUUAUACAUCUGAUAUUUUAAAUUUUUCUGGCUCCACCGAUGAUGCUGUUAAAACAACAUACUACGAAUCGAAAUUUCCGGAGUUGUCGUAUAUUGAUCGUCUUCUUAUAGAGCAUUUCAUACGGUCGAAGCAUAUUCCCAGACCAAAGGCUCUCAGACAAUGUGCUUCAUUAUAUACACAGCAGUUGAAAGCUUCAGCACGACAUUCAACACCUCCAAAAGUGGAAUUCAGGCGAAGUAGAACGCCAGUACGCCGACCAAAACAAGCUCAUCACCACUCAUCACCUCCAAUUCUAAGAAGGACGUUAUGCAGCAACAAACAACUUUUGAAAAAACAACAUCGACUGGACUGUCCACCACUUAAAAAGGUCGAUCGUUCCUUGCAAAAAUCGAAAGUGAAAAUAAGAAGUGCAAAACGAUGGAUACCGAGUUGGCGAAAGCACACAGAAGAGGAAGUAGCAGAAGAACAUGAGGACGACGAGGAAGAAGAAGUGGAGGAAGCCACCAAUAUUGAAAAGAACGACAGAAACAAAAUGAAAACCCACCUGGAUGCUGAUGACAGCAUGACCGAAGCGGAAAAAGCAAUGGCGGCCUCUAAAAGACGACAGUUUGAAGAACAGAAAAACAAGCUUCAGGAAUAUGAUGAACGAAGACGAAUCGAGAGAGAGAAGGAGGAAGAGGAAUUAAAAAAACUAAAAGAAAAACAAGAAAGACGUAGAUUAGAAAGAGAGCAGGAGGAACGUGAGCAAGCUGAACGCCGAAAACAGGAUGAAGAUCGUCGUCGCAAAGAGGAGGAAGAUCGAAAAGCAAAACAGGAAGAGGAAAAGCGAAGGAAGGAUGAAGAAAAAAUGAGAAGACAACAAAUGUCUGGCGCUGCUUUCACGGCAACUGCUGGACAAGGCGGACGCAACUUUGUAAUACCUAAGAAAACGGAAAAUCGCAAUGACAAGUUCGGUAAUAUUGUACAAGCAAAACAGGAAAUGGGAAUGACCAAGGAGCAACAAGAAGAAGCAAAGAGGUCAUUCCUUGCCUCCGUAGCAAGAGGCAUACCUCUUUCCUCUGAUUUGCAAUCAAGCGACCUUAAAGUGAAAAUCAAGGAACUGCACCAGCGUAUCUGCAAGCUGGAAGCUGAAAAAUACGACCUCGAGAAGCGCCAUGAACGACAAGAGUACGAUUUGAAGGAACUCAACGAACGCCAGCGUCAAGUAGCACGUAACAACGCAUUAAAGCAAGGAAUUGAUCCUGCGGAUGCCGCUGCGUCAAAAUAUCCACCAAAGGUUCAAAUCGUCUCAAAAUAUGAUCGACAGAUUGACCGUCGUAAUUUUAAUGAACGUCGUCGUGUCUACGAUAAUAAGAAUGCCUAUCCAUGUUUUCCCGGCGUUCCACCACCACCGGCACCUUUCGAGAAGGUGAUACUGAAAAUAGAAGCUGACCGAGACGACGAUGUGUGUUGA
Molecule: messenger RNA, 3405 nt
Organism: Angiostrongylus costaricensis
Lineage: Eukaryota; Metazoa; Nematoda; Chromadorea; Rhabditida; Metastrongylidae
Source: the annotation of a GenBank genome assembly